GUGCUCACUCAGUGCAUUUCCAGGUUAGGUAGAGAAGAGAAGGGACGAGUGAGGCGUAGCACUGCAGGUUUGUGUUUUGGACGACAUUCUCCGGGUUUCUUUCCUGCAGCAUUUUGCCCUGUUACAUUGAAGGGCUCAGGUCACAGCAGCUGUUUGGUCCUUAUUUAGUUCCACCUAUCAACACGCCCUUGUCGCUCAGAUAAAUAUCGACUACCACAGCUCACAGGGGCCAGUUCUCUGCUCUCUCUUCCUGCUGUUAUCGCCUGUUCCCCAGACUGAGGAGCUCAUCCCGUCUCUUCCGCUGUCAGAAGACCAUGGAGACAGAAAUUGAACAGCAAGAGGACACUGCAUUCAGCAACACGGAGACCAACGGUAAGCGCCCUGCUGAGGAUGCAGAUGAGCAGAAAUCAUUCAAGCGCUCCAGGAACUCAGACGAGAUGGUUGAGCUUCGUAUCCUCCUGCAGAGCAAGAAUGCAGGAGCUGUAAUUGGGAAGGGUGGCAAAAACAUCAAAGCCCUGCGUACAGACUACAAUGCCAGUGUGUCAGUCCCAGACAGCAGUGGGCCUGAGCGCAUCCUGAGCAUCAGUGCCGACAUCGAGACAGUUGGAGAAAUUCUGCUUAAUAUCCCCACACUGGAAGAGUAUCAGCAGUACAAUGGAAUGGACUUUGACUGUGAGUUACGCCUGCUGAUCCAUCAGAGCCUGGCCGGCUCCAUCAUUGGGGUGAAGGGAGCCAAGAUCAAGGAGCUGCGGGAGAAACACAAGACCAGCAUCAAGCUGUUUCAGGAGUGUUGUCCUCAGUCAACGGACCGCGUGGUACUGGUCGGCGGUAAAACAGAGAGGGUGGUGGAGUGUAUCAAGACUAUGCUCGAGCUCAUUGCCGAAGCUCCAAUCAAGGGUCGCGCGCAGCCCUAUGACCCUAACUUCUACGAUGAAACCUACGAAUACGGUGGAUUCACUGUGAUUGAAGAAAGGGGAGGCAGUCGCAGGCCUAUUAAUUCGUACCCAAUACGGGGGGGCAGGUCCAGUGGUGUAGAACGUGGGUUUGACCGAAUGCCCUCAAGCAGAGGGGCACGGGUACCCAUGCCUUCCUCCCGACGGGACUACGAUGAGAUGAGCCCUCGUCGAGGUCCCUCCUCCUCCCACGACACCCGAGCGGGGUUGGUGGCCGGGGGGGGAACCGUGGACCGCAACAUGCACUUGGGACACCAACACAGAGGAGGAGAUGAUCGUUACUAUGACUCGUACCGUGGCUCUGAUGAAAGGUCAAAUGACAGAAGAGGCAGAGCGGAUCGCUAUAGCGAUAACAUGAGCGGAGGAGGAUAUGACAACAGCUCCUCCUGGGAUAGCUACCAGUCAGGGGGCCGUGGCUAUAACGACAUUGGUGGCCCUGUCAUCACCACUCAAGUGACCAUCCCAAAAGAUCUGGCUGGCUCCAUCAUUGGAAAGGGAGGCCAGCGCAUCAAACAGAUCCGCCAUGAGUCUGGAGCCUCCAUCAAGAUCGAUGAGCCUCUGGAAGGUUCUGAGGACAGAAUCAUAACCAUUACUGGCACCCAGGAUCAGAUCCAGAAUGCCCAGUAUCUGCUACAGAACAGUGUGAAGCAGUACUCUGGUCAUUUGCUGUAGACCCAGGAGGACUAAGAUUGAAGCAGACUCAGAUUGCCCCCUGUUCCCCAACCCCCCUCAACUUCUGAACCCCGAACCCUUCUGCCCCUGUCCAACAUAUCCCCUUCAGACUAUUAAUCUGGAUUGUGGGUGUCUUUUUGAAUUUUAUUUUUGUAUUUUUUAAUGAAAUAAAUGUCCAACAUUCCUGUGCAUAAAACAAAAUGUAGAUGUUCUGCAUUUUUAAGAGCGUAGUCCUUUAGUUUAUCAGAUACACUUUUUUUUUUUUUUAACAUUCAAAUCUAUCAAAUUAUUCUUCAGUCUCCUUACAGACAAAAAUAACAUAACCUUUAUUUUUGAUGGUUUUGUUUUUUAAUGACUUGUAUGUUUGCAUCUCCAGUUUAGAUCUGUCCUGUGUGUAGCAUGUGCGCAUGUUAGUGUGUGUGGAUUGGUUUGCUUUCUGUUGUCUAUUCGGGGUCCCUUCUCACACAGUUAUAACGCAUUAACAUUAGCACCAAGCAGAAUGUAAGCCGUUUCUUUUCAUAUUGAACCAUUAUGUUGUGUUUUUUAUUUGUUUUUUGCUUUGUGGAAAGAAUUGUGGGACAUUUUAUCAUCAGGAUUUGAUUUGGGAUGUUUAAGUGGGACUUGUGUGUACACACUCGGUACUGGACUGUAACAGAUUUCUAAGAAUAUCCUGUGGUAGCUGUAUGAUUAAAAAAAAUCUGAAUAAUUUGAGUAACUCCUCACAAACAAAUUUGUAGCUUGAGGUUUUCUUUUGACAUUAUAUUGGAGAUUUGACCAAUAUUGAACUUAUCUAUUUGUCCCUGUAAUUUCCUGUACUCUACACUUGUUUUUCUCCAUGCUGUAGACUUCACAUUGUCAAAUUGUAAAAUGAAUAAAGAUGGUGCCACUUUUUACUGAAA
Notolabrus celidotus (New Zealand spotty) is the source of this 2524-nucleotide messenger RNA. It is a transcript of the gene hnrnpk, whose product is annotated as heterogeneous nuclear ribonucleoprotein K. NCBI's taxonomy places the organism in Eukaryota, Metazoa, Chordata, Actinopteri, Labriformes, Labridae. Gene Ontology annotation, cellular component: nucleus; cytoplasm. Gene Ontology annotation, biological process: regulation of mRNA splicing, via spliceosome; regulation of transcription by RNA polymerase II. The record is from RefSeq and is a predicted model, not a curated record. Gene Ontology annotation, molecular function: mRNA binding.